CCUCACACUUUCUCCGGAUUUCUUAACUUUGGGGCCCGCAGAGCAGGAGGAAAGCCGCUGUGCCGGGGCGGAGACCGGGCUGCGGGCUGGCGGCUGCUGCGUGCCCGCGGACUUCCCGCCUGCGCCGGGCGGCUGGCCUCUCCGGCCAAGUGGGGAGCGGACGGCGGGCGGCGGGCAGCGGGCGGGCAGGUGGCCCCGGGCCGCCGCGCCCGCGCCUAAGCUCUGCCCCCGGGAGCUUAGCGAGCCACUGCUCCCUCGUGGUGUGAGGGCGGUGAUGUUUUUCCUCCCACCCACUUUUGAGUCCUCCCUCCCCCCUCGCGCGCACUCUAGCUCUCGCCACAACCUGCGAGCCCCAGACCUCGGAGGAGCGCCCCGGGGAGCUUGGAGCGCGUGCACGCGUGGAAGACGGAGCGGGCCAGUGGCCAGCAGCUUCAAUACACCAGGCCCUGAAAGUUUUGAGUGGCCUUUUGCAGUGGCGAAGAUGAGAAAGAAGUGGAAAAUGGGAGGUGUGAAAUAUAUCUUCUCCUUGUUGCUGUUCUUUCUUUUCCUAGAAGGAAGCAAAACAGAGCAAGUAAAACAUUCAGAGACAUACUGUGUGUUUCAAGACAAGAAGUACAGAGUGGGCGAGAGAUGGCAUCCUUACCUGGAACCUUAUGGGUUGGUUUACUGUGUCAACUGCAUCUGCUCAGAGAAUGGGAAUGUGCUCUGCAGCCGAGUCAGAUGUCCAAGCCUCCAUUGCCUUUCCCCCGUGCAUAUUCCUCAUCUGUGCUGCCCGCGCUGCCCAGAAGAUUCCCUACCACCAACGAACAAUAAGGUGACCAGCAAGUCGUGUGAGUACAACGGGACCACUUACCAACAUGGUGAGCUGUUCGUGGCUGAAGGGCUCUUUCAGAACCGGCAACCCAAUCAGUGUACCCAGUGCAGCUGUUCGGAGGGGAAUGUGUACUGUGGUCUCAAGACUUGCCCCAAGUUAACCUGUGCAUUCCCAGUCUCCGUUCCUGAUUCCUGUUGCCGGCUAUGCAGAGGGGAUGGAGAAUUGUCGUGGGAACAUUCUGAUGGUGAUAUCUUCCGGCAACCUGCCAACAGAGAAGCAAGACAUUCCUACCACCGCUCUCACUAUGACUCUCCACCAAGCCGACAGGCUGGAGGGCUGCCCCGCUUUCCUGGGGCCAGAAGCCACCGAGGAGCUCUUAUGGAUUCUCAGCAAGCAUCGGGCACCAUCGUGCAGAUUGUCAUCAACAACAAACACAAGCACGGACAGGUGUGUGUUUCCAAUGGAAAGACCUACUCCCAUGGCGAGUCCUGGCACCCAAACCUCCGAGCAUUUGGCAUUGUGGAGUGUGUGCUGUGCACUUGUAAUGUCACCAAGCAAGAGUGUAAGAAAAUCCACUGCCCCAAUCGAUACCCCUGCAAAUAUCCUCAAAAAAUAGAUGGGAAGUGCUGCAAGGUGUGUCCAGGUAAAAAGGCAAAAGAAGAACUUCCAGGCCAGAACUUUGACAGCAAGGGCUACUUUUGUGGAGAAGAAACAAUGCCUGUCUAUGAGUCUGUGUUCAUGGAGGAUGGGGAGACCACCAGAAAAAUAGCCCUGGAAACAGAGAGACCACCUCAGGUAGAGGUCCACGUUUGGACCAUUCGAAAGGGCAUCCUCCAGCACUUCCAUAUUGAAAAGAUCUCCAAAAGGAUGUUUGAGGAACUCCAUCACUUCAAGCUGGUGACCAGGACGACCCUGAGCCAGUGGAAGAUCUUCACCGAAGGAGAAGCUCAGAUCAGCCAGAUGUGUUCAAGUCGUGUGUGCAGAACAGAGCUUGAAGAUUUGGUCAAGGUUUUAUACCUGGAGAGGUCUGAAAAGGGCCACUGUUAGAUGAAACAAACAGUAUUGGAGAGGGUAAAGCAAGAAAACUCAAGCUGCAGCUGGACUGUGGGCUGAUUUUGCUUAAGUCAACAGUGUCCUAAAACCCCAGACUCAAAUGCAGUUCAUUAUUCACGCCAUGCACAGCAUAACUCGCUCCUCUGUGUGGAGUGGUGCGUCAGUCCUCAGACACCUCCUGCCAGACUAGAAGAGUCUUGAAUUGUUUGUGGGAGAAAGAGGGGUAGAACACCACAGCACUUCUCUAGUUUCUGGGAGAAUCACAUUUCUUUACAGGUUAAAGAGUAAACAGAACCCUAGGGUUUCUAUCUAGGAAGUUACUCCAAUAAAAGAGAAAAGACUUAGUAGAAGUUGUGUAGUACAGAGAAAAUAUUAUACUCUUUGAAUUUUAGGAUGUCUUGUGUUUUUAAGAAAAAAAUUAACUCCCUAUCCUCAUUGACACAGACGCAUGCAUAGGCGCAAGGGUGCGCAUGUGCACACACACACACACACAUACACAGACUAAAUUGCUGCCUUUCUUCGGAGUCAAAGCCAGCAUAGUCUCUCCCCUCCUUUCCUUCAUCUGGCUCCCAAGUAGCUUUGAAGUUGUGGGUACCCAGGAGGAUAAAGAAGGAAUUGUGAGCAGAAACUUCUGCUCUUGGGUCAGUGGUGUGUUUGCUGAAGUCACGAACUAUGGUGGCAGGGUGAAGAGUAAGAGCACCAUUUCAUGACCACAUUGACUUUGAAGCUGUAAAUAACUUUUCCCUAGUGAUAGCACUUCUCUUUUCUCCCUGAGCCCUCGUAAAGAAGUUAGAACUGGGUAAAAUCUUCCAAAACUGACUCCGCAGAAGAAAAAUAAUUGUUGAAAAAAAUGGUGACUGAAAGUCAACAAGGCAACCUGUGUUUUCAAGUCAAUAGGAGUCACCGACGAAUAGCUCAAUAUUCACUAAUUUUCUUGAGGUCAGAGUUCUAUAGUCCAAAAAUUUAGGCUAAAUGAUUACAUUCUAGAAGCUCCUUAAAGAGGCAGUUUUCCUUCUUCUCCAAUUACAGGAGUUGGUUUUGACUUUGCAAAGGGGCUCAGUCCCCACAAGCUUCUGAAGGUUGGCUGUUCAGUUAGGAGAAUUAUUGCACAUUUGGGGAAGCGGACAUUCUGACAAAGAUCUUUGUUCUAAACCUUCCUGCCAUUCUCAUCUCACCCAGCGAGUGGGGAUCUGAGUCAUGAAUCCUGGAGAAGGCUGCUCAGAAAAUGUCUAUUUGCAGCUUGAUACCAGAGCAGAACUUCUCUGUUCAUAGGCCUAGCUUUAGACAUUAUCUUUGUGGCAAAACUAUAAAUUCUCCACAAGGAUCUCAAGCCUGCCUUCUAGAUUCAUCCCUUGUGCUGGGCAUGAAUGAACUCUAAUGAGUACUCAGAAGUAUCAAGGACGCAGACGUCAUGUAUUUCCCACUCCAUGAUCAUAAGAGAGAGGAACAUUGUUUUCCUUACAGUCGAUGACACCAAUAGGGAAAAAUGUAAAAAUCUUUAUGGCAACCUGGCAUAAAGGAGUCUGUUCUCGAAGAGAUACAGGGGUGCCUCGUGGCCAGGCCUUCUUGGGACCAACGCUUCAUACAUAUGCUCUACGGGAAAGGGAGGGAGAACAUCCAGGGCCCAGAUGCCAGAGAGCAUUACUGGGGAUGAGGCUGCUGAGUAGCUGCUGCCUCCCUCCCAGAGGUGGCAGCAUUUCCAUAGUGUGGAAACAAGUAACUGGAUCCUCAGGCCAAGUGGUGAUUUCCCCUUUGGAAUGACUCACCCCAAGCCUUCCCACCCAGGUGUUCUCUGAAAGCUCAACCAUAAGGGAACACCCAGAGAGCUUCCCUAGAUAGACUUCUGCCCCCAGGGGCUGGGACACACCUUUCCAAAGUGCUUUCUGAAGCAGGAGCUGUGGAACUGAGCUAGGCCAACACAGAAACCUUCCAGUGUUUGGUGUGGUGUAGGCAAUAGAGCAUAAGGAGAAGAGGCCAAGCCACCUGUAGUUAGGAGAGGAAUGGAUGUGGUUCUUCUUGUGUAUUUAUUUGUAUCAUAAACACUUGGAACAACAAAGACCAUAAGCACCAUUUAGCAGUUGUAGCCAUUUUAUAGUUAACUCGUGUAAACAAGUAAGAGUAAACUUAAUGUAACAGUAUUAGCCUUUCAUUCUUCUCACAAGACAUGUACCUAAAUAGGGUACUUAUUUAUGUAGUUGGCGUAUUUUGCGUAUUUUUUGAUUUUUAAAUUAAUAAAAAAGUUAAUUUUGAAAAACCA
Molecule: messenger RNA, 4124 nt
Organism: Mustela lutreola (European mink)
Lineage: Eukaryota; Metazoa; Chordata; Mammalia; Carnivora; Mustelidae
Gene: CHRDL1
Product: chordin like 1
Exons: 12
Coding region: 275-1861 (528 amino acids)
Molecular function (GO): protein binding
Source: RefSeq, a predicted model, not a curated record